AUGAGAUAUGGCCGUUUUUGUCAGCAAUCGGAGCUGAGAAAAUACGGAUACCGGGCUGCACCCGAUCAGCAGUGUUGGAGGGUUACGGAGAGGGUGCUGUUCGGCGUGUCUACUUCGGCGAAACCUUCUUCGAUGAGCGCAUACUCGUUUGCGACCAUGCUUCGUACAAGUUGA
Molecule: messenger RNA, 174 nt
Organism: Colletotrichum gloeosporioides
Lineage: Eukaryota; Fungi; Ascomycota; Sordariomycetes; Glomerellales; Glomerellaceae
Exons: 1
Coding region: 1-174 (57 amino acids)
Source: RefSeq, a predicted model, not a curated record